Echinococcus granulosus is the source of this 1311-nucleotide messenger RNA. RefSeq names its product FMRFamide receptor. The record is from RefSeq and is a predicted model, not a curated record. Gene Ontology annotation, molecular function: G protein-coupled receptor activity. Bases 1 to 1311 code for a protein of 436 amino acids. The transcript has a single exon. Lineage: Eukaryota; Metazoa; Platyhelminthes; Cestoda; Cyclophyllidea; Taeniidae. Gene Ontology annotation, biological process: G protein-coupled receptor signaling pathway. Gene Ontology annotation, cellular component: plasma membrane.
AUGUUAAAUGUCACCAACAGCCCAAACGUUUACCGGCGAUAUCCCGACGGCCUGCUCAUCAAGCGCUUCCUUCCAGAGGUCUUUGAAUUGAAGCUCUACGCCUCACCAAUAUGGUUUGUAGUGGGUUUGAUCGGAAAUGCCAUCUCUUUCUUCAUUUGGGUCUCCGAACGGCAACGCGGCAAAAACAGUUCCGCUGUCUACUUAGCCACUCUCGCGCUGACUGAUCUCCUCCUUAUCAUCUGCCUCUUCACUGAGUACCUUCGGCUCUACCUAUUCCUGAGCUCCUCCCUAUCUGUAAACGGCAUUUGCCAGCUCUUUCAGGGUGUCUUUCUCUUCCUCCAAUACUACUCCAUCGUCCUCACCUUUGGAUUUACCCUGGAGCGCUGGAUAGCUAUCUGCUACCCUUUUAAACGCCAAAAACUCUGCUCCACCACCCGCGCUCUAGUCGGCGUUUCUCUGCUUGCCGUUAUCGUUGCCUGCUUCUCUAUCUUUUUUGCUUCUACGUGGGAAGUAGUUGACGGAGCUUGCAUUCUUGCUAACCAAUGGCAAAAUGAUACCACUUUCUCCAUUUAUCUCAGCACCACGGAGUGUAUCUUUUCCCUCAUUGUGCCCAUUGCUACACUGGUGUUUAACAUUCUCGUUCUUCGAGAAAUAGGUCAUUUGGUAAAGUCAAAAAUCCUCGUGAGUCGUGGCAACUCUUCAACUCAUCACGUUUCUAUCGUCCGACGUCUACACCACAACCACAACUACCAACACCAUCAACAAGUAGCGAGAACAGGAACAAUCAAACAAUCCUCAGAGCCUCUUGUUCUGGGCGCGAAGCAUAGCAGUGCGCACGCCAGCGCGAAGGAGCAGGCUAACUUCCAAGCAGUGACCAUCAUGUUGGUGAUCCUCUCCUUCUAUCUCAUUCUCUGCACUCUUCCUGUAGGCAUUGUGUUCGUGGUGCAGAUGCGAUUCACCGACAUACCCGACAAUAUCACCGAUGAGGAGAUUCUCGCAAAUCCUGCGUGGCAGCAGUACCUGCGUUUCCUCACAGCCAAGGAGAUUAUUGACUUCCUCUGCUCCUCCCACUACGCCUGCAACUUUAUCAUCUACGUCCUAACAGGCAAGAGCUUCCGCCAACAUCUGAAAGAUAUACUCCUUUGUCGUCAUCAGCAAACACGAACGGAGAUGACUUCUGCCCAUUAUCCCAAGGCAACUUGCCUGCGAGAGAAAAUCAAGCGAGUGGACAAGUUGAUACCGAAUGAGAAGGGGGAAGAGCACAAAUACAACCAUCGGGAUCUCAAUUGUCAUGAGAAGAAGGGCACCUAA